AUGUAAAUUCAACUUCUAAAAGUGAAUAUCUUUCGUUUCCAUUUAAACCAGAUUUCUAUUGACCUCUUAUUUGGCAGUUUUUGGCUUUUUAAAAUGAAUAUUGAAAUGUUGGAUGAAAAUUGGAUUAUAGAUAUUGGAUAUAUUUUAAGUAAAUAUAUAAAUUAUUAAGCUAUUAAUAAGUAUAAAAAUAAAAUUAGUGUACCAGAAGAAGCUCCAUUUACUGCAUGCGUAAAAUAUGUUUGCGAAUAAUUUAAAGUAAAUCAUGCUACUUCAGCAGUAAUUACUAAUAAUGGUGUUGGAAUAAAUCCUGAAUAAUCAGCAGGUAUUGUUUUAAUUAAUAUAAUAAAUAAAUUUAAAAAGGUAAUGUAUUCUUAAAACAUGGAAGUGAAUUAAAAUUAAUUCCAAGAGAUAGAGUUGGCUAAUAAUGAUAAAUAUAAUUUUUUGUUUUUUAUUAAUAUGUAUUUAGUUAGAAUAAAAUUAUAUAAAAUAAAAAAAAAUGAAAAAAAAAAUUUUUAAAUGUAUAUAUAUAUUUUUUUCAAAAUAUACUAAAAAUAAGAUAAAUAAUGUAUAUAAAAUAUAAUUUUUAUAUGA
Messenger RNA from Ichthyophthirius multifiliis, 591 nucleotides. RefSeq lists its product as hypothetical. Gene Ontology annotation, cellular component: cytoplasm; nucleus. The transcript has 4 exons. Gene Ontology annotation, biological process: protein K69-linked ufmylation. NCBI's taxonomy places the organism in Eukaryota, Ciliophora, Oligohymenophorea, Hymenostomatida. The record is from RefSeq and is a predicted model, not a curated record.